GCUGCCGCCGCACGAACCCGGAAGUGCGUCUUUCUCCGGUGGGCGUGCGGGGUCGGCGGCUCCGUUAGCGCCGGUGCGGCUGUGCCGGGGCAGGGGGAUGGCGGCCACCGCGGAGCUGCAGGGGAAGUACCAGAAGCUGGCUCAGGAAUACUCCAAGCUUCGAGCUCAGAACCAAGUAUUGAAAAAGGGGGUUGUGGAUGAGCAAGCAAACUCUGCAUCUCUGAAGGAGCAAUUGAAGAUGAAGGACCAAUCACUGAGAAAAUUGCAACAAGAAAUGGACAGCCUGACCUUUCGGAACCAGCAGCUUGCCAAACGGGUGGAGUUACUUCAAGAUGAACUUUCGUUAAGUGAAACUAAGGGCAAGAAGAACAAGAAAAGUGCAGAAUCUUCAUCUCAGUUGAGUCAAGAGCAGAAAAGUGUCUUCAAUGAAGAUCUUCAGAAGAAAAUAGAAGAGAAUGAACGAUUGCAUAUACUUUACUUUGAAGCAGAUGAGCAGCAUAAACGUUUAGAAGCGGAGCUGAGAACUAAACUUGAAGUUCUGGAAACUGAUGCUGCCCAGCAUCAAGCUGUAGUGGACAGCUUAACAAGGAAAUACACGGAUACCAUUGAAAAGCUGCAGAAUGAUAAAUCCAAAUUGGAAAUCAAGUCUCAGACACUAGAAAGAGAAGCUAAGGACUGUAGGCUUCGAACCGAAGAAUGUCAGCAACAGUUAAAGAAUCUUCAAGCAGCUUUGGGGAGUAGACUGGAAGAAUCUCUAUGCAUAAUCAAUGAAAAAGUACCUUUUAAUGACACAAGAUCUAAUCGGUACAAUGCUCUGAAUGUACCAUUGCACAACAGAAGAUAUCAGCUCAAGUUGCGAGACCUUGCUGGCCAGGCGUUGUCUUUUGUGCAAGAAAUUGUAACAGCUCUUCUGAAUUUUCAUACGUACACUGAGCAGAAGGUCCAGAUCUUUCCCAUUGAUUCUGCAACAGACACUAUAUCGCCAUUAAAUCAGAAGUUCUCGCAGUAUCUUCAUGAAAAUGCUUUUUAUGUUCGUCCUCUGGAGGAAGGAAUGCUUCAGUUGUUUGAGAGUAUUACAGAAGAUACUGUGACAGUCCUGGAAACAACUGUGAAAUUGAAGGCCUUUUCAGAACAUUUAGCUUCAUACUUAUGCUUUUUAAGAAAGAUUCUUCCUUAUCAGUUGAAAAGUUUGGAAGAAGAGUGUGAGUCUUCUCUUUGCACAGCUGCUUUAAAAGCUAGAAAUAUGGAGCUACACAGAGACAUGAAAAGGUUGACGGCGAUCUUUGAGAAGCUACGUACAUAUGUUAGUCUUCUUGCUUUACCAAGUACGAAACCAGAAGGACUACUUAGAACAAAUUACAGCUUAGUGUUUACAAACAUUGCUGCAAGCCUUCAUGGGUCUCAUGACAUCCUGAAAGACAUUUCUAAGCACUACAGUCAAAAAGCUACACUAGAACAAGAUGUUCCAACUGCAACACAGAAGCUCAUAACUACAAAUGACUGUAUUUUGUCCUCCAUUUUGUCUUUAACAAAUGGAGUAGGCAAGAUUGCUUCGUUCUUUAGCAACAACUUGGAUCACUUCACUUCUUCAUUGAGCUAUGGCCCAAAAGGAGGAACAGAGUUCAUCAGCCCUCUUUCAGCGGAGUGUAUGCUGCAGUACAAGAAAAAGGCAGUUGCCUAUAUGAAGACUCUGAAGAAGCCUUGUACAGAUUCAGUGCCUUAUGAAGAGGCUUUGGCCAAUCGCAGAGUUCUUCUGAGUUCCACAGAAAGUAGAGAAGGUCUCACACAACAGGUCCAGCAGAGUUUGGAGAAAAUUGCAAAACUUGAACAAGAGAAAGAGCACUGGAUGUUGGAGGCCCAACUAGCAAAAAUAAAACUGGAGAAGGAAAACCAAAAGCUGAAGAACUCUCUUAGUGGACAUUUAGCUGAAGCUGUACAAGAGUGUUCUGUUUCAUCAAAUAUAGCUGAACAAAAGGAGGAAACCACAGAGAAGAGUCAGAGGGAACCUAUCAAAAGUACUAGCCUGAUUGGGAUGUUGACUAUAACUACUGACGACGAGAAGAUUCCAGAUGUUGAAUCUCGUGAAGACUUGAUUAAAAAACACUAUAUGGCAAGAAUAGCAGAACUUACGUCCCAUCUACAGCUUGCUGACAGCAAAUCAGUACACUUUCAUGCAGAGUGUCGAGCACUUGCCAAAAGACUGUCUUUAGCAGAGAAGUCCAAGGAAUCACUCACAGAAGAGUUGAAACUAGCUAGUCAAAGCAUCAGUAGAUUACAGGAUGAAUUGAUGACGACAAAGAGAAGUUAUGAGGAUCAGCUAAGUAUGAUGAGUGACCAUCUCUGCAGUAUGAAUGAGACUCUAACUAAACAAAGGGAAGAAAUUGACACACUAAAGAUGACUAGUAAGGGAAACUCUAAAAAGAACAAAACCCGAUAGCUCCCAGCUCAUUAGCUAUCUGUGGAGGCUGCUGCUGAAGAGAGUGCAGAUACUGUUUGGUGCCUGUUAUUACGGAAAGCAGGGUGGUGUUGGGUCUCAUAUGAACUGAUCUGGUGCUGUACAUGGCUUUAAAAUAUUUAGCACUUCCAACAGAUAGAACUUGGUGUUGUUUCUAAACCAGGACACGUACACUCUGUGGAUAAUUUGUAAUUACCUUCAGUUUUUACUGUGCACUUUUUAAAACUGGGUUUUAAUUUCCUGUAAUAACUUCAGCUUUUGUAUAUUUUUCAACUAUGAUUAUGCAUUCAGAAAUUUGGUAUCAGUGCAGUAGUUGUCUGUUUCUGAGUUAUGUUAAAUUGUCAACAGCUGUACACUCAGUUCUUGCUAAUGACAGUUUAAAAAUUAAUUUGGAAACUUUGGCCAUGUCAGCUGUGCAGCUACUACUGUAAAUGUACUCCUGCCCUCUUAAAUGAAUUCAAGUGUGUCUUUAAAUGAUUUCUCUAAAUUCCUAUGGGUAAAUGGGAUUGUUCUUCAUCCCCACCUCCUUUUUUUUUUUGUGAGAUUGCAAUAGUGGAAACUCUUGCUACUUGUAUUUUGGCACUUUGGGUUUUGAAAUAAAGAGCACAAAUAGCUGAACUGGGAAACUUCUAUGAAAUUGCUUUAAGCCCUAAUUUUGGCAUUUUUUUAUACGUGUAUAUAUUCUGGUUGAAAUAGCUGUUAAAAGCUAUAGGAAAAUGUGAUCAUAAUUUUGCCCAAAAGAGUGAAGCGGAAUAUGUGUGUGUAGAAUAGAUCAGCUUACUGUGCUCUCUUACAAUGAAGAAUAUAAAAUGCAUAGAACAUUGAAACACUGAAUUUGCAAAAAGUCUCUCAUGGGAUUAGUUCUGAUGGGUCGACCAAGGAGCUGCACAUAGCCUUUCUUGUGCUUUGGGAAGCUUGUGAUCUCUUGGCCUCUCAAGAUUCUUUAAGUGAAGUCUAAUAAUACACGGUUUCAUGACAUCUGACUUUUUUUUUUAAACCAGAUGUUGUGCUGCUUCACACUGAUCUUCGGUUCCAUAACUUGCAUUGUGGCACUUAGUUGUCCCAUAGGGUUUGCUCUGAUAUCAGCUGUGUCAAUGUGUUAUCAGUAUGUAACAAUAAAAUCAACUAAACAAAAUCAUUUUUUUCUUAGUUCUGUUUAUGCCUGGCUUGCACAAUGUGAUACCAUGGUAGGGAAUUGAAGGUUAUCUCCUGGUGAGGUGACCUAAAACAGUAGACCUGAUUACUCUUAGUAGUGCUCAUUUGCUUGGAGAAUGUUUGUCUGAGUGAGCCUGAACUUCUGCACAUAGUGCUGUGGUGUGCAAAGUGCACUUGGUUCCCUGUCAGCGCUUCCCACCUUUGUGCCGCCUCGGUGGCAGAAGUUACCUUCUCUGGCUCGAUCACAACUAUUGAGCUGCUUUGAUUCAAGUUAUUCCUUCUAAGGACAAAAUGGAUGUGGUCAUGAAGUGGGAGAAGAGAGGGGGAGCAUCUGCACAGCUUAUUAGCAUCCUGUUGAAUAGAACUGCAUCCCAGCCAGAUAUAAGGGCUGGGAAGUGUUUACUCUCUUUAACCAUUCAAUUAAAACAGACCUUCAACUUCAGGCUGCAUCUGCUGGGUCAGCAUAGGUGGAUGUUGUAGUGCUGUUUCUAUGUGGUGAGGCUGACUGGCAGGGAGUUCAGUGACUUAAUACAACCUCAGUCCUCUGUAGAAGAAAGAAGAUGCUGCUAAAACUCCGAGAGUCAGCAGGAGGUAAGUGAACUGCUUUUAUAUUUUAGGCAAUAUUAGGAACACUCUCUUUCCUUGGAAAAACACAUUUCUGGUUGUUUUGGGGAAAUCUGUAGGCAGUUUAUCCCUUUUUCCAAAUCUUUAUAGCCAGAACUUGUUGCUACUGUCCAGAAGAGGUGUGGAAGUGAUUAUAGCAGUUCUGCGCAGCAAAAGGAUGUUGUGUAAAGUGACCUGGGCUAUUGCUGAUCCCCUGUCUGGGUUGCCACUGUCCCUUGUGUGGUUACUCUGGCUCAUGAGCAGUAUGCUGUUCAAGGCUGUACCAGAUCACUACUCCAGCAAGCUGCUGCUUCCUGGGACAGGAUUGCAAGGAAGAGUUCUGAGGGGCAGAGCCACCCUCGUGCGAACUGGUGCCUGUAGCUAGUGAUACGGGGCCAUGCAUAGCGGUUCUGCAGUUCAGACAGCAUAUGUUGCCCGCUCUUCUCUUUCCCCUGCCUUCCCCGCUUCCUUCUAUCCCAACCAGUUUCUGCACUCAAAAAUCAGUGGGGGUUCACUUUGGCGAGCUGUAUUUGUUUUGCUUGCCUGUUCAGAUAAGGCAUAUACAACUGAAAAACGCGCAGAGCUGCUGGAAGGCGCUUAACACAAAUCACUGUUUUCACUAUUUGUCUUCUGCAGUAGCAAACGUGCUGGUUUCAGCAGCGUGGCCGUUGCUUUGCACGCUCUGAGGAGGCCCUCUUAAGUACAUAAGGCAGACGCCGAGUUCUUAAGUCAUGAAUUCAUUUAGUAUCUCAUUCUCGACGACUAAAUACGAACUCCGUUUUGGUUUCGUACGCUGCCUUCCAAGGGUUUUGGUCGGAAGCAGGAGGUGGUGCCCGCACAGCAGUCCGUCUGACUGAAGUUCAUCUCCCGCUCCA
Messenger RNA from Phasianus colchicus (ring-necked pheasant), 5088 nucleotides. RefSeq names its product protein phosphatase 1 regulatory subunit 21 (gene PPP1R21). Gene Ontology annotation, cellular component: early endosome; membrane. NCBI's taxonomy places the organism in Eukaryota, Metazoa, Chordata, Aves, Galliformes, Phasianidae. The record is from RefSeq and is a predicted model, not a curated record.